Molecule: messenger RNA, 1032 nt
Organism: Triticum turgidum subsp. durum (durum wheat)
Lineage: Eukaryota; Viridiplantae; Streptophyta; Magnoliopsida; Poales; Poaceae
Source: the annotation of a GenBank genome assembly
AUGGGCGCUCUGAUGUCCUGCAUGUCCGGCACGCCCCCCUCCGACUCCCCGCCGCAGGCCAAGCGGCGCUCCUCCGCGUCCUCCCGCCGCGGCGGCGGCGGCGCCAAGGCCGCGGAGAUCGACGAGCAGGCGCUGGCCGCCGCCGCGGCGCUCGUGCUCGGGCAGCGCGGAGGGGGAGGCGCGUUUGACCGGUCCGCGUCGGUGCGGUACGCCGCGAAGCGGCAGCAGCAGGGCCCGCCGCUGCCCAGGAGCUCCAGCACGCGCCCGCGCUCCCUCGCCGACCCCGAGCUCCAGCCGCAGCAGCUCCUCGCCAAGGAGUUGGACACUAAAGAUUUGGAAACCAACAUAAUUGUUCUUGUUCACGGAGGCUCCGGGAUUAAUUCUUCUGAUACAAACAAGAUUAGCAGUCUUUCAGAGUAUGCUGAGCCACUUACCUCUUACCUUAAGGGUCUAGGUGAUGCUGAAAAGGUUAUCUUGGUUGGACAUGAUUUUGGGGGUGCUUGCAUAUCCCAUGCGAUGGAGAUGUUUCCAUCGAAAGUUGCCAAGGCUGUUUUCCUGUGUGCAACAAUGCUGACAAAUGGACAUAGUGCUCUUGAUAUCUUCCAACAACAGAUGGAUACAAAUGGUAUGCUCCAAAAGGCACAGGAAUUAGUAUACUCCAAUGGCAAGGACCGGCCUCCCACCGCUAUCAACAUCGACAGGGCUUCAGUAAGAGAUCUGUUAUUCAACCAAAGUCCUGCCAAGGAUGUAUCAUUGGCUUCAGUGUCCAUGAGACCCAUCCCCUUUGCCCCGGUAAUGGAGAAACUCACGUUAACAGAAGGGAACUACGGAUCGGUGCGGCGAUUCUUUGUCGAGACAACGGAGGACAAUGCGAUACCUCUUUCCCUGCAGCAGAGCAUGUGUGUGACUAACCCGCCGGAGAAGGUCCUGCGGCUGAAAGGUUCAGACCACGCCCCUUUCUUCUCGAGGCCGCAAGCGUUGCACAAAACGCUGGUAGAGAUAGCGACCCUGCCGCGAGCACAGGCAUCAUGA